Cryptomeria japonica (Japanese cedar) is the source of this 1619-nucleotide messenger RNA. Its product is annotated as putative FBD-associated F-box protein At5g56440. Gene Ontology annotation, molecular function: protein binding. The transcript is spliced from 2 exons. Lineage: Eukaryota; Viridiplantae; Streptophyta; Pinopsida; Cupressales; Cupressaceae. Bases 216 to 1412 code for a protein of 398 amino acids. The record is from RefSeq and is a predicted model, not a curated record.
UUUAACAUAACCGUUCAGCUUAAUUAUUAUUAUUUUAUAUGUCAUAUUCCACAUUACAAAUCUUGUUGGACAAGCCCAAACGGCAUUGCAAUUAGAACAUGGAUUGAAUCUUGAUAUUGUUAUUCUAUAUCUAUAUUUGCUUACUCCAGAUUUAGUAGUUUUCCAAGAUUAAUGGCAGUGGUAGACAAAAGAUAAGAGAAAAUCAGAUAGCAGCAAUGGCAAUCACAAGGUUAAUGGCUGGAGCAUCCGCAACAGACAGGCUGUCUGCAUUAUCUGAUGAUGUUCUCUUAGAUCAUAUUUUCACAAAGAUUUCUUACACAGAUGUUGUACGUUCCUCCAUCCUCUCUAAGAGAUGGCGACUCUUGUGGAGGAAAACGCCCAUCCUCAAGAUUUGUCGCAAGGACUUUGAGAAAGAAAAAGAUGACAUGAGGGUACACGCCAUAAUUAACAAUGCCCUGCUACACGUCGAUGCUCGUCUUCUCCAUUUGAAUCUUGGAGUCGCCUUCAAUGACCCCAAGGCUGUCGACAUCAACACUUGGAUUCGACUUGCAGCUGAAAAACAGGUGGAACGCAUGGAGCUACACAUCUCUUAUAGACAUCCACAUACGACCAUGGUGGAGCUUGGAGACUCUGUUUUUAGGUGUGAAAACCUCACUGCCCUACUACUGAAACGCAUCAAUCUUCCCAUGAUACCCAAUAAUUUUGGGGUUUUCCGAUCCCUAAAAACACUUUAUUGCUUGGGUAUUUUGAAUUUGGAUGAUGUCAUGUUUGAGCAAUUCAUGGCCAUCUGCCCACAUCUCCGAAAUUUGGGGAUCAGCUGUUGUAAGGCGUUGAGAAACUUGAAUAUACGUUCUUCAAAUCUCAGGUACCUACAACUAUCACUUCUAAGCCCUGAUUUAUCAUUGCAGAUGGCUUGUCCCCGAUUGACAGAAAUCAGACUCACGGAUUGGGGGACAUCCCCGGGGCUUAAAUUACUACAAGGAAUUUCAAGAUCAGAGUCUAUUAAACGUAUUACUCUUCUAAAUCAUAAUACCGGCAAUGCCAUUAAUCCAGGAAUUCCUAGUAUUACUGUUCUUAACAGUUUUCCUCGGCUUGAAGAGUUGACAAUCCAUGGCCAAUGUUUCCAGGAGAUGAUAUCAGAUGAGAUUCCAGUAGCAGGAUUGACACUGCAAAAUUUGAAGAUGGUGCGUGCCCACAUUGGUCCAGACAAGGAUGGACAGGCAGUGACAUUUUUGGGUUUUCUCCUCAGAAAUAGUCCAUUAAGUGUAACAAGGGUUUUUCUGCCUGAGCGCUGCCCUAGGAUCAUGCAAAUUAAAUUGCAAGAUUUGGAAAAGGAGUUCUCAAAAUCAAGAUUGUCCACUGUCACAAGAAGAUGGUCGAUGUAUCCAAAUGAAGUUUGCAAAUUUUGUUAAAAAAACGUUGAAUAUUAGUAACAGGCUCGCUGAAUCUGGAUAACAGUUUCUAUUUUUUUUAGCGAAUUUAUUUUUAUGAAAGUAUAGUAGAUGAAACAACCAUUUUCUCCAUAUUCUGUUCAAAGACUUUUCAGUAUUCCAUGUCAAGAUUACUAACUGUUUUUAAAACAGAUGUACAUUCUUCGGAAAAAAGAGAUGGUUAUGUUA